This is a messenger RNA of Elaeis guineensis (African oil palm), 1420 nucleotides long. Its product is annotated as membrane protein PM19L. The record is from RefSeq and is a predicted model, not a curated record. Lineage: Eukaryota; Viridiplantae; Streptophyta; Magnoliopsida; Arecales; Arecaceae.
UACCUGACUUUCUAUGGUUCACUAUGGUAGAAUGUGAAUGUCUAGCUCAUUGCCACAGAUUAGUCAGACCAUAAGAUGGCUAAAUACACCAACCUCAACAACAUCUUUCAGUGAGAUCUGGGACCUCCCAAGGACUCUCUCUCUAAAAUUUUGCUCCUAAGACAAUAAGGUCUGAAAUAACUUUAAUUCAUGGAGGAAGCCGGAAGGUGAAAUCUGACAUAAAACAUCCUUCUAGGGAGAUGCAUUUGUAAACACUCGAGUGAUAUCUAAUUUCAUGUUGAAUUCAUGGAUAGAUAUAUUUAAAUAUCACAUCAUGACUCUUCUCAACAAUCUUUGUUGUUUAUGGAUUAGCUUGCAGGCAUGGGAUCCUAAAAAGAAAUACUUUCCUUUGCAUGGGAGAAAGGAAGGAGAUGCCUCCUAUAACAGCAAAGGAUGUUAUCCUUUCCCUUGCACUAAAGGCAGAACAAUUUGUUAAGCUGCAGCCAUUAACUUAUGCCUCUCACUUUAUGGCAUGCCUAUAUAUAUGCAUUUAGGCUUUGCCAAGCUAUUCACAAGUAGUUAGUUCUCUACAAGAUUCAGGUUACCCUUAACCUCUUUCUAUCAUGGCCUCCCAGGGGGCAAAGCCUUUUGCUUCCUUCCUCCUCUUCCUCAACCUCAUAAUGUACAUCAUUGUCGCGGUGAUUGCUGGUUGGGUCGUUAACUAUGGCAUCGAUGAGACUCCAAAUGCAGUGUCGGGCUUGUCGCUACCAGCUCGACUUUUUCCAAUUUACUAUCCGAUUGGAAACCUGGCCACCGGAUUCUUUGUCAUCUUCUCGCUCAUCGCUGGAGUUGUAGGCAUUGCCACUUCACUCACUGGCUUGCGAGAUGUCCUCAUGGGGAAUUCGGCCAGCUUAUUGUCAGCUGCAGCUUCUUCUAUCAUUACUUGGGGUCUCACACUUCUAGCCAUGGGAUUGGCUUGCAAAGAGAUCAGCAUAAGUUGGAGGCCUCCAAACUUGAGAACACUGGAGGCAUUGACCAUCAUCCUGAGCGGCACUCAGCUGCUGUGCACAGGGGCCAUUAAUGCUGGUGCAAUAGCCACCGCCAAUGAACCCUACGUCACCGGACGAGUCUGAGAUCAUGGAAAUCACUCCUCCUAUGUUAUCUAAACCUCCAUAUUCCCUAUGUUUAAAUUUUUUGCAACUAUCUUCUUCCAUCAGUUUCAUGUUCCUCAUUUUUAUGUAAGUAUUGGAGGUAAACACUAAUGGAAUUUACAAAGACAGGUCUGCUACAUGUAACAUGGAACUCCAUAGAACACAAAUUACAGUUCAAUCAAUGGCUUGUAGAUAAAAUAAGUGGAGAAAAAACUAUGAUUCUAAAGUUACAUCGGUUAUGAGAAAUUCAAUGUAUCAACACUGUUUCUCAGGAUACAAGUUCUGACUCG